Molecule: messenger RNA, 705 nt
Organism: Sphaeramia orbicularis (orbiculate cardinalfish)
Lineage: Eukaryota; Metazoa; Chordata; Actinopteri; Kurtiformes; Apogonidae
Product: toxin 3FTx-Lei1-like
Exons: 3
Coding region: 274-585 (103 amino acids)
Source: RefSeq, a predicted model, not a curated record
UGUUCUUCACUUUGAAUCGAGGGGAUGAGUUUAUUUUUCAGUCGUGUGUAAAAACACAACAUGUAGUGUUUCUCAAAAACUAUGUUGUAAGACGAGUGUAAGGAGAAGUAGGUGUGUUUGGACAUGCUCUGACUUUAUUUUCAUUGGACUUGGAGGAUGGAAUGGGUGGAGGGUUUGUCGUGACAUGAAAAUGGGCAACGGUCCCACAUUCAAGGAAACAGAGAAGAGGAAGACGCGCAGCAUCGACGUGUGGACACGCUCAGUGUGUUCAGGAUGCAGCUUUACUCAGCUCUGAUCCUCCUGGUCACUCUGUCUGCAGCACAUGCCAUCACAUGCUACACCUGUACAGUUGACGACCCCACGCCAUGCAGCAGGAACUCCACUUGUGUCAAGCCUUUGGACAUUUGUUACUCGUACAGCGCCGCCGUUAAAGGAGAGGUCCGGGGCUGUCAUCGUCGCGAUGCGUGUAGGAGUCCGUUCUACUGCUGCUCACAGGAUCUGUGUAACGCUGCCCCUCCCACCGCUCCCACCGGGCUCCUCCCCCUCCUGCUGUCCUCAGCCGUCCUCAGCCUCUGUCUGGGAUGAAUCCAAACAUGGUCGUACUGCUUCACUGCACCUCCGACUGACUCCAGACAAGUUUGAAUGUCAUGAUGUAAAAAAAAAGAACAAGUUCCAAACGUACCUAUUAAACUGUUUUUGCCUCUA